Messenger RNA from Suillus fuscotomentosus, 888 nucleotides. RefSeq lists its product as uncharacterized. Bases 54 to 698 code for a protein of 214 amino acids. The record is from RefSeq and is a predicted model, not a curated record. The transcript is spliced from 4 exons. NCBI's taxonomy places the organism in Eukaryota, Fungi, Basidiomycota, Agaricomycetes, Boletales, Suillaceae.
CUCCUCUGGGCUCGAGAAACAACCGUUAUUAUCGCGCUUUUGUAAAUCGUAUCAUGGCCUUUCAAUUAAUCAAACAUAUAUUCAACUUUUUCUAUCCCAACGAGACAGAGAAUCAAAAUUAUCCAGAUCGGCCGGGUCCGCUGCUGAGUUUUUGGGACCUCAUACCCUGCUAUGACCGUUCAGAACUGCCUUUGGUGCAUGCUUUCACUCUCGUGGUUGCUCACCGAAAGGCCAGUGAUUUUGAAAAACGCAUCGAAGCUCGAAACGAAGAAUGGAACGAUAGCAUGCUGUUGAAGAUGGCUUGGGCUGAUCUCAUGAUAAGCUAUCCUACCAAUAGCUUCGUGGCUGAUGUCGACCUCGAGUGUCUGACCGCACUAGAAGGAAGGAUGUUCGAGGAUUCCGAAGAAGCAGGACCUGCAGGCAACCAGCAGUGGGGUUUGGAUGCUGGCCAACAUCACAGGCGAUGUAAAUUGUAUCUCGGAAUUCCUGAUGAAUGGGUUUCUGCAAGAGAUUAUAGCGAGAGUGAACUUGAACGCGGCCCCUUAUUCAGUGAUAACUCUGAUGCUACAUCUUUGGAGUCUGCAGACGAGCUAUCCGAAGCUGUAGUUCCUUGUCUGCCGGCAGAAGAAUGUCCGCCCGUUAAACGUCGAUGUGCUCCACAGGCUCGAAGGGUCCAGAGAGGGAGGAAAAGAAAAUAGUUAUUGGCUUAUGUAUACCUAGUUGUACAUGGCUCUGAGGCAAAUAAAAUAACAAAAGAGUGGUCGUGAACUCAUCCAACUUGAUCUGGAAGUUGAAUAUAGAAUAUAGGAAUGGCGCGUCAGUGGUCGCGUCAAGGAUCGUUAGUGCCGCGUCAAGGCUCGUCAGUGCCGCGUCACAUGCGCGUCACGC